Molecule: messenger RNA, 1088 nt
Organism: Musca domestica (house fly)
Lineage: Eukaryota; Metazoa; Arthropoda; Insecta; Diptera; Muscidae
Product: enhancer of split mdelta protein
Exons: 1
Coding region: 540-1082 (180 amino acids)
Biological process (GO): anterior/posterior pattern specification; regulation of neurogenesis; regulation of transcription by RNA polymerase II
Cellular component (GO): nucleus
Molecular function (GO): protein dimerization activity; DNA-binding transcription factor activity, RNA polymerase II-specific; RNA polymerase II cis-regulatory region sequence-specific DNA binding
Source: RefSeq, a predicted model, not a curated record
AUUCUGUCAUUCAUUCAUUAUUUUCGGAUUAAUCAAUGAGCCGAACGGUGUGAGACACAGAACUGUCCCCCCAGGGCAGACAAUGAUCACAACCUCUCGCAUGCACAUGUAAUUUGCUCUCCCAAAUACAGGUUACCGGCAGCAGCAGCAGCAAGUGUUGUGCAGAGAGCUCUUGUUUUGACCAAAACUGAUUUAAGGGUGGUUCGAGUACCCAACCUGACGCAUGGGCAAACAACCACUUGGUGUACGAAUCUUGGUGCACUUGGCGGCCCAGAAAUCACUUGCACGUUCACACACACAUACUUACACAGGUUACUCUCUGCCACAGAGUAGAUCGUGGUGGUGGUUUAAUGGCUGGCUGGCUGUUGAUUAUGGUACAUAAAGGAUCGUUUAGCUUACGGGCAACAUCAUUUACAAUUCAGCUACCGUACAGCAAACACUUGCCAAUAUUUUUUGUCGUGUUUUAUUUUUUUUUGGAUUUUCGUUUCAUCCAUCCAUCCAUUGUUCGUCGUUAUUCGUGAUCGCUCAAAAAAAAAAGCAUGGCUGUUGAUGGACAGAAAUUUAUGACCAAAACCCAACAUUAUCGCAAAGUGACAAAACCGUUGCUGGAAAGAAAACGUCGCGCCCGCAUGAAUCUCUAUUUGGAGGAGCUCAAGGAAUUAAUUGUGGAUACCAUGGAGGAGCAGGGAGAACAUGUGAAUAAAUUGGAAAAGGCCGAUAUCCUGGAGAUGACAGUAUCCUAUUUGCGCAAUCAACAAAAGGAGGCCAGGCAACCUUUGUUGUACUCCAGUAACCACAACAACGGUGGAUCGAAGAAGACCCUCAAUGUGGAAAAGUUUCGUGAAGGAUACACCCAGGCGGCCUAUGAGGUGUCUAAGAUUUUCUCUACGGUGCCGGGUAUUGAUCGGGAUUUUGGCACCCGGCUCAUGAAACAUUUGGGUUAUCAACUCAAGGAUUUGAAACAGCAACUAUUUGCCAGCAACAUGAACCAGUCGCUCUUGGCCGAUAUGGAACAGCAACAGCAGCAAUUGCAGCAACAUCAGGCAGCUCUCAAGGAAGAGGAUGUUUGGCGUCCUUGGUGAAAACAA